Molecule: messenger RNA, 972 nt
Organism: Drosophila nasuta
Lineage: Eukaryota; Metazoa; Arthropoda; Insecta; Diptera; Drosophilidae
Product: hydroxysteroid dehydrogenase-like protein 1
Exons: 3
Coding region: 21-953 (310 amino acids)
Cellular component (GO): endoplasmic reticulum
Molecular function (GO): oxidoreductase activity
Source: RefSeq, a predicted model, not a curated record
UCACUUAUGUAGUAUAAAACAUGCUGAGUGCUUUCUCAACAUUUGUUACGCUUAUCGGUCUCUACGCGCUCAUUUGCUUUCUAUAUGAACAAUUGCGAACACCUUUACGACUGCUGAAAGUACGACUGUUUGAUGAUCCAUGUAACAGUUUGAGUCUAAAGGACCGCUUUGGCGAUUGGGCUGCAGUUACUGGCAGCAGCGAUGGCAUUGGCAAGGAAUAUGCCAAGGAAUUGGCGCGACAUGGAAUCAAUGUAGUUCUGAUCGCCAGGAACGAAGAUAAACUCAAGACUGUUGCUAAGGAGAUUUCCGUAGAAUCGAAGGUGGAGACAAAAAUUAUUGAGGCGGACUUUACAAAGGGUGCAUCGGUAUACGAACACAUCGAACGCGAGCUGACUGAUGUUCCCGUAUCCAUACUUGUUAAUAACGUAGGCAUGGGUUUUCUCGGAGGAUUACUUAAGUGCACCAAGGAGCAGACGCAACAAAUCAUUGAUACAAAUGUGGUGGCUGUGUCAGAACUCUCUCGGUACUUUUUUUAUCGCAUGCGUGCCGACAAGAUCAAAGGUGCCAUUGUCAAUGUUAGCUCUGGAACAGAGCUUCAACCCUUGCCGUACGGUGCUCUCUAUGCCGCCUCCAAAGCCUACAAUCGCAGUUUUACCAUCGCGUUGAGAUGCGAGGCAGCUCCAUUUGGUAUUCAUGUCCAGCUGUUGUCACCCAACUUUGUGGUGACCAAGAUCAACAACUAUUCGAAGCGCAUUAUGCAAGGCGGACUUUUCAUACCCUCGGCAGAGACUUAUGCCCGCAGUGCAGUUGCCCAGUUGAGAGAUGGCGUGGAUGAAACUCCUGGCUACAUUUGGCAUCACGUUCAAAAUGCUGUUACACUGAUUUUCCCUUGGAGGGUGCGUCGGAUUGUUACACAACUAUUCUUCAGGAAAAUAUCCAAUAAUCCAAUUUGAACAAACGUGUAGCAUACUU